AGCUGGAAGCCAUGCACUUCCUGCAGUGGUUUUGGAAAUAUUCGGAGUUGUAAAAUCCUAUCGUAUAAAAUUUAGGCGAGGCGUAUUACCAGUGUUAUAAUUUAUUACAGGACAGCGAUGACUAUUUUUGAUAUCGCCGCAUGUGACUACAAAUCGCCCGAUUGCAUGAUUUUUCAGUGUGCUUUUUAUUGACCUAUAUACUGUGCCAAUUUAUGACCUAAAAUUUACAUUUAUAUACUGUGAUUUCUGCAACGAAGUAAGGUUUUAUGUUUCUACGUUUUAUCUGCUGAAAACAUGGGAAAAGGAAGGGACAUUUCCAUAAAGGAUCUAACAGAAGAUGACAUUAAACAGGCAUUUGAAAAGACACAAAGCAAGUUUGAGAAGAUUCAAGGCUUUAAGUUGAUAAGAAUUACUGAAGAAUACUACGAUAAAGCAUUGCAGUUGUGUCGAGAACAUUUCGUACCUCAAGAGCCUCUAAUGAAAUCCGUAGGUGCCCCAUGGUGCGAGGUAAUAGAAUCGUUCUGGUUAGAUGCUUUGAAACUCAACCUUUCGCUGAUGCUUAUAGACGAAGAGACGGACGAAGCUGUUGGUUUUCGGACGAUACGAUACGCUUUCAAAGAUGAGAAGUUAGAUCUUAAAGGUACCAUACCAGAACCAUUACAAGUGCUCAUGCAGUACCUUCUUUACUGUGAAGAAAAAGCUAGUUUCUUUGAUCACUAUGGUAUUCAAGAGACAAUACAUUUUCUGUCGCUUGUGGUUGCUGCCAAAUACCAGAGGCGUGGUUAUGCUACAAAAAUAUUCCAUGCAGCGACAGAUAUGGUGCGAAACCUUGGUUUAGACCAAGUUUAUAUCAAAGGUGAAGGCACGUCCAAUUUUUCCAAGAAGAUUUAUGAAAAAGAGGGUUUUGACAUUUUGUACGAACAUGUGUAUAACGACUGGGAGGUCGACGGAGAGAAACCGUUUAGUAAUACGGGUGAACACAAAUCAAUAAAAAUAUAUGGACGGAAAAUUACACAGAGUUAAUAAAAUAAAUAUUGUGAAGCAGGCAGUAAAUAUAUCUUAAUUAUCUUAGACAGAAGGAUAUCCAUAUAAUCACCGUUUUACAUUUACUUCUGCAUGAAUAAGAAUAAUUAUACGGGAAAUCUUAUUUUUUUUUCGUUUUUAGUUUGCCUUAUUGCCACAAUGCCGUAGGUCUAUUUUUGGGCAAAAUUGAGAUUUUAGUGUCUCUAUGACAUUCGUAUGAUGGUGAAUUUGUGGCCUUGUAGAACUAAUAUAAACAGGCUAAAUUUUAGUUCAACAAGGCUGUAAGUAAAGUCACUGACACUAUCAUAUCUUUAAAUGUCGUUUCCCAAAACUAUCAAAAAGCUAGUUACUGCAUUGUGGAAACAAGGCGGCUGCGUGUAUAGGCUUAUACAUUAAAUUAGUCGGUAUAGGACAGUCCAACUAGUAGACUGACCCUAGCGUGAUGCGCACCGACAAUAUUUACCAGAUUCUAUUACCAGUACUCGUGUGUAUGUUUUACUGUACAUAAUGAUGUUUGUAAGAUACGAGUUGAAAUCAUUACUGAAAUAAUCUGUGGGACAUAAUUUGAUAAAAUAAUACUGUUUGCUAUACCAGCCUUUUGUAUUUAUGUAUAUACAUAUAUUUGAUUAUGACUAUAGUGAUGAGAAUGAUGAUGGUGGUGGUGGCGUUGUUAUAACACAACGAUAGUAUUUUUUUUACUGAAAAUAUCCCAUAAAGUAACUGUGCCAGCACAGUUUCUACACCUCCAUUAAAUUGUAACCAGCCUUAGGCAAACUGGCUUUAAGAUAGAUUGGAGUGUAUAAGUCCGUCCACAUUAAAACCUACAUUAGUGAAAGAAAAUCCAUUAGUGAAUGAAAAUCAAAACUGAAAAAAAUAAUUGAUGACAUUUCAAAUAUUUUAUUUGAAACUUUGAUGAAAUCACAGGAGUCUGAAAUUCUAUCAAUAAUACCAUAGACGCCUAUCUUUACAAAAAAUACCCCCUAUAUAUAUAAAAUAUAUAGAGGGUAUUUUUUAUAAAGACAGACUUCUAUGGUCUUAUUGAUAGAAUUUCAGACUCCUGUGAUGAAAUUAUCUUCACUAUUUUGAGGGUUAAGAUGUUUUUAAGUUAGUCACCGAACUCAUUUAGAGAUGUGUCAAGAGAAUGUCGUGCAAGCAGUAUGACACCGAAAGCAGUAUGACACCAUCGUGCAUGGCAUGUUAGAACAUGAAUAUAGUUCAUCAUAUAAAUAUUUGGUAUACUACUACAGCUUACGCGUGUAAAUGGAUUUCUUUUUCAAAUACAUGUUUGUGUUCUUUAGGUAGUUCUGCAUAGUUGUGACAGCGUAAGGAAAUUUUAUCCGGAAAACUUAGAGUAAUGAGAAAUCUGUUAUACAGUUAGCAUAAAUGUUGCCUAGAAAUUACUUUAUCCUUUAUAUCAAUAUUUAGUCAGCAGUACUGUCUUUUUGAAGUAAUUCAAUUCAAAAUAAUAAUAGGAAAUAAACAGCAAUGAACAGACUAUAGUUGAUAUUUGGCGAGUUGUGAAAAAUAAAGCGCACAUAUUUAUACAUUUUAUUUGGCCGUGUGAUUCAUGAUACAGUAGGUAAAUCUUAAGGAUAUUUGUUGUUGAAUUUCCUUCAGAUACAAUGUUGCUUUAAGAAUAUAUGUUGUCAAUGAAUAAAGUUUUGUAUUCAAUUUGU
Molecule: messenger RNA, 2699 nt
Organism: Mercenaria mercenaria
Lineage: Eukaryota; Metazoa; Mollusca; Bivalvia; Venerida; Veneridae
Exons: 2
Coding region: 295-1023 (242 amino acids)
Molecular function (GO): N-acetyltransferase activity
Source: RefSeq, a predicted model, not a curated record